Molecule: messenger RNA, 7820 nt
Organism: Mya arenaria
Lineage: Eukaryota; Metazoa; Mollusca; Bivalvia; Myida; Myidae
Exons: 11
Coding region: 217-2952 (911 amino acids)
Biological process (GO): negative regulation of apoptotic process; regulation of cell cycle
Cellular component (GO): spindle microtubule; nucleus; cytoplasm
Molecular function (GO): cysteine-type endopeptidase inhibitor activity involved in apoptotic process
Source: RefSeq, a predicted model, not a curated record
UCCAAUUUUGGAUGAAAAUCUUGUGGUGGCAGUGAUUACUGUACUGCAAGGGAAGUAACACUGCGCGGAGUUUGCCGAGGUUGUUUUUGAAAAAAUGGCCGAGGAGUUCCGAAUGCGCGCGUCCGACCUGACCUUCCCUCGCCUCAUGGAACUAAACUGAUGGUUUGGUAAAUAUACAGUUUUAAAUAGCAGGACUUGACAGAAGUAGCCACUAUAAUGAUGCAUGAUGGUUUGGAUGGCAAACAAUAUGAAGAAGAAACAAAUGCCUUCUCUGUACAUUAUUCAGAAGGGGAAGAUCGUAAGAAACAGAUCAGAUUGGUUCUAGAUAAAUUUCAACAGUCAAGUUCACCCAUUUUUUUAUCAAUUGGAAAUAGCCUGCAAAUUUUCCCAGGUUCGAAGAAAAGUCUUUGUGAAGAAAUUGAAUCAAACUGUAGACGUAUAAUAGAUAUUAGUGAUGUGAAUGAAAACUUUAUUGCAUUUAAGGAUGGUGAAACACUGAAAUAUUUUUAUGCUAUUGAAAAUGACAAUAUAAUAGAUAAGAUAUCAUCUAAAAGAGAAAUAAGAAAGCUGUGUGUAGAUAAUUUGAAGUCUAUGAAUUGUAAACAUUUUAGGAGAAAGGCUGCAUUGCAAACUAAACAACCUAGAAGCGCCUCCAGUAGUCAACAAUUGCACGGUUUGAAUAAAAAAAUGUGUUUUGGAGUACCACCAGCAAGAGAGUAUCUCGAAACACAGGUGUCAUGCUCUGUAGAAAAACAGCCUGAGAAACAGCCAAUUGAAUUAGAUAAAAAUAAACGGCCAAUUGAAUUAGAUCAAAAUGACUCUGUAAUCUUGCCCAAUCCUGAAAAAAGAGUUAAAGCGCAUAGCAAUGAUAAAAGAAGCUCAGAUCUUGAUAAAUUUGGGGAAAAUUUGCAAUCAGAUGUGGUUAUUGAAAAUCAACAAUUUAAUGAACGUGAGAACAGUGAUUGUCCUGUUGAUGAAAAAGUAAGAAAUGAUACCCAGAUAAAUAACUGUCUUUUGGUUGAAAGGAAGAAAAACGAAAAUGAAAACACUGACUGUAGAGAACAUGAUAAAGUAAGAAAGAAUGGUGAUACCACAGUGGAUAGCAGUAAACCUUCUGCAAGAAAACAAGACAAGGUUUUAUUGAACAGAAAUGAAACCAGUCCUUCUCCACACAAGUUGAAGGAAAGGAGUGUUUCUUUAUCCAAAACACCAAAAAGAAGUCCAAUAUUCAAAACAUCGACACACUUUAAGCCUAAAAAGAAAAAGAAAAAAAUUGUCACCAACAAAGUCAAUGAAAAGCAUGGUGCAUUUGUAAAAGAAUUCAAGAGGGCCCUUCGAGAAACUACAAAUUUACCAAAUACUUCGUCUUACAAAAAUGAUUUAUGGGUGUAUCCGAUAGGCAGAAGAAAUCGAAGGCCUCCUGGCAAUUUUUCCAGGCAACGACAGCAGUUGCAACAACAGGUGCAACAACAACAGCAACAACAACAGCAAGAACAACAACAACUGGCAUCAUCUCAGCAGGGUGAGGAACAGCCGAGAUAUCCCAUACAGUGCACAGAGGGGUCAGAAAUACAGGACAGGGAAUCUAGAAACUAUGACAUUGUCACCUCAACAAGGCCUGUGUUUUCCGAACAGGACUCGGCAACGGCCACAAACGCCCCUCUCCCUGUAACCCCAACCCUAAAUAUUCCGUACGCCCAGGAGAGGGCCCUUCUGGAUCGGGUCCAGGGACAGGGCCAGCACGGUACAGCAACAGGAGGGGGCAGAACAACGCCCAGGCACCCCCAGUACCAGGACCAAACGGCAAGACAGAGGUCAUUUACUAACUGGCCUGCAUCAACACAUCAGGCACCUGCACGUAUGAUCGUGUUUGGAUUCUUUUAUACAGGCCGAGAGGACCUUGUUCGAUGUUAUCAUUGUGGUAUUGGUCUGAAGUACUUCAGUGAUGGGGACGAGCCGUUGUUUGAACACAUUAAACAUUCUCCUAACUGUCUGUUCCUGAGAGAGUUGUUAGGAGAACAGCUUCUCAACACAUACAGGGAAAAUCUUGCAGAGGCUCAGAGGAACAAUGAAACAGCCAGAUCACAAGGGAGCGAGCCUCGCCCAGCUCAGCAGCCCACAAGAAGAGUACGGCACCCUGGAAUGACCACUCUGGCCCAGCGGUUGGGUACGUUUAAUGAAUGGCCGCAGUCCACCGGUCAGCAACCAGAAGCACUUGCAAAUGCUGGCCUUUUCUUCACAGGCAUCAAUGACCUGUGUCGGUGUUUCACAUGUGACGGGGGCCUGCAACGUUGGGAUGGAGAGGACGACCCGUGGCUCGAACACGCCCGCUGGUUCCCCCACUGCAGCUAUGUGCGCGAGAUAAAGGGGCAGGACUACAUAGACAUGGUGCAAGCUGCAGCCCAACGGGCACAGCUCGAGGAAGAGGAGUCUGUUGUUGUUCGUGGCCUGACCAACCUGGACUUCCAGAACACUGACCCCAUUGAGACCGAAGCUGCCAAGGCUGUGCUGGAUAUGGGCUACUCGAGGGCGGCAGUCCGUCUGGCAAUCCAUGAGUUCAACGGGCGCAAUCCCAGCCAGAGAACACUGAGGUUCACAGCAGAUGAGCUCGUCCAAAUACUAGUUGGCAGACAGGAGAGGGGAGAGCCGAUACCAGAUGAUGAUAAUGACCCAGAAGAGAAAGGUCAGUCUCCCAUGACCUUCACAUUAGUAAUGUUUAAAUAUUCUUGUGCGUCUGCUGGUGGUGCACAGAACCUCCCAUCUGACCCUAUGGAAGAGAAUAAACGUCUGAAGGGGAUCCUGAAGUGCAUCGACUGUAAAGAAAAUGACUGUAAUAUUCUGUUAUUGCCAUGCACACACCAUCGUUUGUGCGAGCCGUGCGCAGAAAAGGUCACCAAUUGUCCGGUGUGCCAGAGAAGGGUCGAGGAGAGAGUGAGAACGUACAUGGCCUAAUAAUUUAACUUCUUAUGCAACAGUAGGGCUUAACCUAGCCAGAUAAGACUGGCAUUGAUAUUUAUUUUAGUGUUGUUUGCACGAUUUUUGUAAAGUGUCAACCAUCAUCUUUACACUUUCAUUUCCAAUUACUAAGCUAUAGCAGUUUAGUAAUAAUGUUUCGAUAGAGAAUACCCAAUUGACUAGUCAAUCAAAACUGAUGAAACAAUUUGAAAAAAAAAUGGCAGUAUAAUCCUUGAAUUUAGAAACGCAAUAUCACUAAACCUAUAUAGUAUUAAUCAUCAAUGAUAAAUAUUUAUAAUGCCUAUUCUAUCUGCCAGCGCAAUAGCCUGAUUAGUCCGGGUUCCAAGUCCUCAUUUUUGAGAAAAAAGUGUCAGGUAUGUUAUACAAAUUAUUUUUAUAUGUUGUGUUAGGAGAAUGUCUAUUUCCAUAAUCUACAGACUUUUACAUACAAUUUGAUGCCAAAAUAUUUUGUAUAGCAAAGGGGUGCAGUAAAUUUCCUUAUUUUUCACAUUUUUCUGCCUUGGAACCCAGACUAGAUAUAAUUAGGGAUGCAGCUUACGGAAGGAGCUGGUUUGGUAUAAGUAGACAUGGGGAUGAAUUCUGUUUCUUCAUGUAGGAGUUCAAUUUCCAUUCCAUCUCCUAAAGUUCCCCCUUUUAAACAAUCAUGUAGAAUAUAUGGACAGAGAUUUCGACUAUGCUAGAGAACUGAAAAACAGUAGGUAUUAUAUUUUAGGAAAUAUAUUUUCAAAAAAAUAUUGUCUUGAAUUUUGUGAAGUUCCAGAAUAAAUGUUACUAUAUGUAUCAGGGUUAAGUCUAACUCCCCUAUAGAGUAUAGGGCCAUCUUAGCAAAGCUUGUUUUGUGCAAUCACUUUUUUGAAUCACUAUUCCGAAGAAGUUACACAUUUUUUUUAAAAGUUGAUACCUCUAUUUGUUAAGCAAAGAUUGUUGGAUUUUGCAAGCAAAAAAUAAUUUUAUUUUGUGAUAUGAACUUAAUAUUAAACUGAAAAUCGUGAUCUUUCGAUAAAUGGUUACACACUAGUUUAAAAGAUGGUUCCUAUGUAAUCAACUUUUAGUCUGGGGCACAACCAACACUUUUCUGAAAUGUAACACCAAAUUUUUUUCUACUUAUUUAUAUAAAGCUUUCCCUAAGUUUAUUUGACAUACAUUGUUUUCGUACUGUUCAAAUUAAACUUAGCACUCGAUAUUUUCCUUUUCUACAUGUUUUGUUUGAAGGGGUCUUCUGUUGCAUAAGAAUGAAGAUCUCUGUGCUCGAAGAAGUCAUUUUAGUACAGCGCAGGGUAGUACAGCUGAUGCUGUACCGGGGAAGAGGUAAUUUACCACAUGCUGGUUUAAACCUAGCCUGUAUGCCAAAAAAAUAAUCUCAUUUGAUAUUAAGACAUUCAUGAGUGUUAUAAUAUUAAUAUGAUGCACGUAUCAUGCAAAAUUUAAAAUACAGUUUACAAAUUGUAUAAAAAAAAAGUUCAAAAAAACAAAAACAAAUACAGGUUAAUUAGGAAUCAGUAUAAUUAUGGGGAUUUGCCAGUUGAUACCAACAAGUUAUAUAAGUAACAUGAUGUUUGGUACCUCUUGCCAUAUACCCCACAGUUAUAAGUGUGGUAAAAUUGCCAUGAAGGCCAUGUUGUUUUUGUUCUCUCUCAACCACUUUGUGUAUUAUGUAUUUUGCUAUUCACCUGUACAAUAUAUUGUCAUUGUUUUAAAAUGGAAUUUCACUUAGUUGCUUUAAUUGUUGUUUUGUCCCAUUUCGUUUGAAAUUGACAGCAUAUUAUAUAUAAUAUGCAUUGCCUGAACAUUUUUGUUCAAAUUCAAAAGACAUGUAGCGGAUAUUAUAACUCCAGCAUGUACUGGUAUAAACAGAUACAGCAAGCUGUUUUGAUGUCCCGAGUUAUAAUAAGGAAAAAUCCGGCAAACUUUUUACAACAUGGUGAGAUACAAUAAGACCAAAACCAUACUUGAUGAUCAAAAUAAUUGGAAUGGUUAUUUUGAUCAAUUAUCAAUAUCAUAAUCUGAUAUUCAUGAGUAAUAGAAAACAACAUUUAGUCUAUCAGAAAUAUCACUUUGCUUUGAAAAUAACACUAUGAUUUUGCUACUUAAGCGAUAAUCAAGUCUCGACUGUCACUGAUCUAGGGAGCAAACGAUCAAUUUUUGACAACACUAUCAUCGUUUCAUUUUUAGUUACAAUAUCAAUUGACCUUUGGUAUUAUUUGUUGUAUUUUAAAUCUGCACUCUUACACAUUGAACGUUUUUAUAUCUUUUUAAAUUUGUGUCGAAGAAAGAAUCAAUUUUUGCGAAAAUCCAUGGAAACCAGUUAUAUAAGACUUCUGACAAAAAAUCAGAUCACAGAUUUUUAUAUUGCAGUUCAAAAUUUGAUGUUUUAUACAUUUUUCUUAAACCUUUAUUAACGGUUUAAGCCAUUAAACAUUAAUUUUUGCGAACGGGAAUAUGAAAAUCUACAAUCAAUUUUUUGUCAGCAAUCUUAUAUCAUUGGUUUGCAGAUAUUUACGCAAAUAUUUGCUCUUUUCAAGACAAAAAAUAAAGAAGUUGUUAAAUUGGUCAGUCUGUGAGAGUGCAGCUUUAAUACUGACUAGUGACAUGUUUAUAAUUUGAUAAGUCUCCCGGUUUGUGUAUAGUAUUAUGUACCUACUUCAUAUUCAGUGGUCAAAAAUAGCAGAAGCCGGAAAGCCCGACUGUUUACAUGUAUGUCAGGCUUGUUCAUUAUCCAUUAGAGCAAGCCCGGUGGACUUUUAGACUUGGCAAACUUGUUUAUUUUCUGUCAGGCCCCAUUUUACCAAAUGUUCAUAUAGAUCAUCUAGAUGCUUGAAACUGAUCGUAGUCCUUGCAGUUCCAUCCGAACAGUAAUGAUUGAAUAUAAGCUAUAGAGUGACGGUAAUUGGGGAAAAAACGGAUGUUUCUCGACUUUUGUUCCAGAUCACAUAUAAAUCUUAUCGUAUAAACCGGCAACAGUAAAGUAAUAUUUCUUAAAAUUCUGUUGAUCUGAAUACGUCUUUUGUCUACAAACAAACAUGUUUUCAUUGAAAUAUAUGUCAGGUGCAAAACCAGGCUUUCUUUGUGGUGUUUUUUUGCACAUCUCAGAGUUUCAGAUUUUGAACUUGUUCAUUAACGGGCUUUAAAUAUCAAGAUUACAAGCCCAAAGGGCGUGCUGUUCAAAGUACAAAUUUAGAUGACUGCAUUUUGUAAUUAUGUAUGAAAAUAAUGAUAUGAACAUUUUAAUGUACGAUUAAAAAUGUAUGGUUUUAUAUAUCUGUAUGUUAUUGUUGAACAUAAGAUUCAUGAAAAUUCUCAUGAAUUCAUCAGUAUAUAAAAAUGUUAUGGGUUGGAUUUUAAAGAGAAAAUAUAUGUUCAGUAUAUUCAUCAUUAUGUAAUGGGUUAGAUUUUGAAGAGAAAAUAGUGUACAAAAUGCAUCAUUAUGUAAUGGGUUAGAUUUCGAAGAGAAAACAUGUAUAAAAUGCAUCAUUAUUAAAUGGGUUAGAUUUGAAGAGAAAACUUGUACAAAAUGCAUCAUUAUGUAAUGGGUUAGAUUUGAAGAGAAAACUUGUACAAAAUGCAUCAUUAUGUAAUGGGUUAGAUUUGAAGAGAAAACUUGUACAAAAUGCAUCAUUAUGUAAUGGGUUAGAUUUGAAGAGAAAACUUGUACAAAAUGCAUCAUUAUGUAAUGGGUUAGAUUUGAAGAGAAAACUUGUACAAAACGCAUCAUUAUGUAAUGGGUUAGAUUUGAAGAGAAAACUUGUACAAAACGCAUCAUUAUGUAAUGGGUUAGAUUUGAAGAGAAAACUUGUACAAAACGCAUCAUUAUGUAAUGGGUUAGAUUUGAAGAGAAAACUUGUACAAAAUGUAUCAUUAUGUAAUGGGUUAGAUUUGAAGUGAAAACUUGUACAAAAUGCAUCAUUAUGUAAUGGGUUAGAUUUGAAGAGAAAACUUGUACAAAAUGCAUCAUUAUGUAAUGGGUUAGAUUUGAAGAGAAAACUUGUACAAAAUGCAUCAUUAUGUAAUGGGUUAGAUUUGAAGAGAAAACUUGUACAAAAUGCAUCAUUAUGUAAUGGGUUAGAUUUGAAGUGAAAACUUGUACAAAAUGCAUCAUUAUGUAAUGGGUUAGAUUUUAAAGAGAAAACAUUGUGUACAAAAUGCAUCAUUAUGUGGGUUAGAUUUUGAAGAUUUGGUAAUGGUUGAGAGUGUAAGAAUACCUGUUUGAAUGUGAGUUGCUUUAGAUUUUGUAAUGGUUGAGAGUUUGAAUUUAUGUAUGUUUGUGUGUUGGUUUAGAUUUUGUUAUGAUUGACAGUUUGAAUUUAUGUAUGUUUGUGUGUUGGUUUAGAUUUUGUAAUGAUUGACAGUUUGAAUUUACGUAUGUUUGUGUGUUGGUUUAGAUUUUGUAAUGAUUGACAGUUUGAAUUUAUGUAUGUUUGUGUGUUGGUUUAGAUUUUGUAAUGAUUGACAGUUUGAAUUUAUGUAUGUUUGUGUGUUGGUUUAGAAUUUGUAAUGGUUGAGAGUGUAAGAAUUUAGGUAUGUUUGUGUGUUGGUUUAGAUUUUGUAAUGGUUGACAGUUUAACAGAAAUUGUAAUGAUUGACAUUGAAACUAUUAUUAAACAAAAAAACAUAAAAAUAUUUUCCAUUUCAUGUUUUGCUUUUUAUGAAAUAAUAUAUUGGUAUAUCACUUGUAAUAAAAGCCUUGUAUGUAACAACUAAAACAUUUUUUAUAUAUAUUUACAAUAAUGUUAUUAUAAGCAAAAACAUUACAAUGUACUUAGACUGUAGAAACUUUUCAAAACACAAUUUCUUAUCAUACUUGGAUGCUAUGAAUGGAAAUAAAUUGGUGUUAUAUAUGCCUGAAA